UUGGUGAGAGACACCUCACGGAGAUUGCGUGAUUCAAAGAACCUUGUGCACAUUCUCUCAAGUAGUGUGAAGGAGAAGACGCCGCUCUAACAAGAUGCCAAGGUCUUUUCUUGUGGAUUCCUUGAUUUUGAGGGAGACCAACGAUAAAGGGAGUGAGAACAAUCCGCCGUUAUUUCCGUACUCCAUGCAUCCGUCUCAUCCGCUCCACGGGCUCUCCACAGGUUCCUGCCACUCCAGGAAAGCGGGCUUACUGUGCUUCUGCCCGUUAUGCGUCACGGCGUCACAACUGCAUCCGUCGCCUCCGGCUCUGCCUUUACUCAAGGCGUCGUUCCCAGCUUUCGGCUCCCAGUACUGUCACUCUGCGCUGUCUCGGCAACACUCGUCCUCCAACAGCGUUAACCUCAACCACGGCCCCGGUUUAUACCAGGCGACAUACCCAGUUCCAGAUCCGCGUCAGUUCCACUGUAUAUCGAUUGAAAACAACAACAACCAACUUCAGAGCAGUAAGCGCAUGCGCACAGCAUUCACUAGCACUCAGCUCUUGGAGCUGGAGCGCGAGUUCACUUCCAACAUGUACCUGUCAAGACUGCGGCGCAUCGAGAUCGCCACCUAUCUGAACCUGUCCGAGAAGCAGGUCAAAAUCUGGUUCCAAAACCGCCGUGUGAAGCACAAGAAAGAGGGGAAAAGCGGCUCACAUCGCACGGGUUCGCACAACUGCAAGUGCUCGUCCCUGUCAUCUGCCCGGUGCUCCGAGGAAGAGGAUGAUAUGCCCAUGUCACCCUCAUCGUCGGGAAAGGAGGACGGAGAUCUGUCUGUUAGCCCGUGAACUCUCCUUAAACUAAAAUUACACCCACAGACAAUAUGCUCCACACACGUGGAAUUCAGAAUGCAGCCAAAAAGCGACUGUACCUGCGCGUGCCGUCAACUGUAAAUAGAAAGAAAAAGAAGUUUAUAUAAACUGGGGAGCCCGUGCGAGCCCUUACCGUUGUAUAACUGUAUACAUGUUGUAUGCUUGUAGUUUUUGUUUUCAAAACAUGUUAAACCUAUCGUUCCGUAUCCAAAUACGUUUCGCGCCACCAAAAGACUUUUCUGAUAUUGUAUAAGUGAAUCCUCCAAAUGAAGAAAAAGGCUAAUUAGUCUUUUGUGUCUGAUUUGGAAACCCAGAGUAGUUCACACUUUUGAGUGGAAGGUUAGCUUGGAGCACAUUUUGGGAACGGAACUGAAAUGCGUGAUGUCUUCGGGAGGAAUGCUUUUCCGUAAGCAUCACCUUUAUGACAGAACCUGUCAUUAUUUGUUCAGUGUA
This is a messenger RNA of Electrophorus electricus (electric eel), 1303 nucleotides long. RefSeq names its product GS homeobox 1 (gene gsx1). Lineage: Eukaryota; Metazoa; Chordata; Actinopteri; Gymnotiformes; Gymnotidae. The record is from RefSeq and is a predicted model, not a curated record. Gene Ontology annotation, molecular function: sequence-specific double-stranded DNA binding; DNA-binding transcription factor activity, RNA polymerase II-specific. Gene Ontology annotation, cellular component: nucleus. Gene Ontology annotation, biological process: regulation of DNA-templated transcription.